GGCCUCAUGGCGGAGCUCUUCCUGCUCGGCUGAACACGUGGUUCCUGCUUCUCUGUCAGUGUGAAGGUUCGCAGCCUUCCCUUCACGCUUCCCUUUCUUUCUUUCUGCCCAGGUAGUUUGUUUUUGUCCCUUUCCUCCACACUUGCACCUCCUUCGUGUCGUCCUCGUCUCUGCGACGCCCCCACAGACCGAGAUCCAGGCCCGCGGUCUGUCCAACGUGGACCAGCUUGUGUGUGUGAAAGAAAGAUAAGUGUGAGCGCUACCCCCACCGAUCUAUCCGUCUUACCCCCUCCUCCUCCUCCUCCUCCCCCUCCCUCCCAUCCCUCCCGCACACUUCUUCCUUCAUUUCUUCGGUCAUGACGCUGGAAGCGAUCCGCUACCGGACCGGGUCCUUGCAGAUCCUCAACCAGCUGCUGCUGCCUCACCAGACGGUUUACGAUGAGAUCCGCUCAGUGCAGGACGCCUACCAGGCCAUCAAGUCCAUGAAGGUUCGAGGAGCUCCGGCCAUCGCCAUCGUCGGCUGCCUCAGCCUGGCCGUGGAGCUGAGAGCGGGCGCUGGGGGUGAUGACCCUGUAACCUUCAUCAGGGAGUCUCUGUGUCACCUGACCUCUGCCAGACCCACCGCCGUCAACAUGGGCCGUGCCGCCCGCGAGCUCAUGGAGUUUGCAGAAAACGAGAGCAUGGAGAAGAACUCGGAGCAGCUCAGAGGAAGUGUAAUUGCUUGGAUUGAAGACAUGCUGGAGCGUGACGUCAAUGACAACAGGAAGAUCGGUAACUAUGGAGCCCAGCACAUCCUGUCGGGUGUCCCGAGGGACUCCGUGACCAUCCUGACACACUGCAACACCGGCUCGCUGGCCACAGCUGGAUACGGGACGGCGCUGGGCGUGGUGAGAAGUCUUCAUGCUCUGAACAGGCUGAAGCGCGUUUACUGCACGGAGACGCGGCCGUACAACCAGGGGUCCAGACUGACGGCGUACGAGAUGGUCGCAGAGGGAAUACCUGCUACUCUUAUCACAGACAGCAUGGCGGCGCUCACCAUGAGAGAAAUGGACAUCACGGCCGUGGUUGUAGGUGCGGAUCGGGUGGUUGCCAACGGAGACACAGCCAACAAGGUGGGCACGUACCAGCUGGCCAUCGCCGCAAAGCACCACGGCAUCCCUUUUUAUGUGGCGGCGCCAAGCACAUCCUGCGAUCUGAGCCUGGAGAGCGGGAGAGACAUCAUCAUUGAAGUGCGCCCCCCUGAGGAGCUCACCAGUAUAAACGGAGUUCCCAUCGCUGCUCCUGGUAUUGAAGUGUGGAACCCGGCGUUCGACGUGACCCCUCAUCAGCUCAUCACAGGAGGCAUCAUCACAGAGCUGGGAGUCUUCCUCCCAUCGGAGCUCCAGGCUGCGCUCACGGGUCGCCUCACGGCCCUCUAGGGUCUCCCAGCGGCCCCUUCUGGUCCUGGUGCUCCACUGCACACUUCCAUCAAACACAAAGACACUUGUCUUCACCGAGGGUGCACCAGUAGUUGUUUUUUGUUCCAACACGCACACAGUUACAUGUAAGUGGUGCACACAGAGGAAAAAAAGUCUCUGGCAGCUGCAAACAAACAAAGAAAUACCCGGUAAUCACACAGGAUAACAGCAGUCUCUUUAAAUCCCUUUUUUUAUGUAAUCUUUACAUCGAGCUUUCCAUCACAUCUAACGUUUUUUUUUUUGUAGCCUUUUUCCACAAACGGCUUCUACAACUACAAAAAAAAAAAAAAAAAGAGCUCAGCUGGAUUUAAAACCUCUAAAUUCCAUUUGGCAAAACAAAUAUAUCGAGGUAACAUUUUACUGACGUCAACAAUAUGAAAAGAGAUUUUUAAAAACAUGACUUUCUUUGGAUUUCAAAGCCGUCACGGUUUUCCAAAAUGCUGCUACUCAUUUUGUAAAUAUUUCUUCCCUGCUGGUAGUGUGUGUACAU
Molecule: messenger RNA, 1947 nt
Organism: Nematolebias whitei (Rio pearlfish)
Lineage: Eukaryota; Metazoa; Chordata; Actinopteri; Cyprinodontiformes; Rivulidae
Gene: mri1
Product: methylthioribose-1-phosphate isomerase 1
Exons: 6
Coding region: 357-1418 (353 amino acids)
Molecular function (GO): S-methyl-5-thioribose-1-phosphate isomerase activity
Source: RefSeq, a predicted model, not a curated record